UUGGUCUUAUCAACGUGAUCCUCCCUCCCUCCCAACUCUAUUUGGCAGUCCCCUCCGGUCUCCCGUCUUCAUUUCUCCUCACCGUUGCCUCGUUCGUUGCCAUCCCUAGUCAUCUUGUUGUUUUUAUUUCCUCCUUCGUUGUUGUCUCUGCAGCAGCAUUCAAGAUGGUUCAGCGUCUUACAUACCGCAAGCGCCAUAGCUAUGCUACCAAGUCUAACCAGCACCGUGUUGUCAAAACCCCUGGUGGGAAGCUUGUGUAUCAGACUACCAAGAAAAGAGCUAGCGGACCCAAAUGUCCGGUUACCGGCAAAAGGAUUCAGGGGAUUCCUCACUUGAGGCCAGCUGAAUAUAAGAGGUCUAGACUGGCUAGGAACCGUAGGACCGUGAAUCGUGCAUACGGUGGUGUUUUAUCUGGUGGUGCUGUGAGGGAGAGGAUCAUCCGGGCCUUUUUGGUGGAAGAGCAGAAGAUUGUCAAGAAGGUAUUGAAGAUUCAGAAGGCUAAGGAAAAGCUGGCAUCAAAGAGCUAAAUUAAUUAUGUUUAAAUUUUGACUUUUUUGUGGCGUGAUGCUGAAUUUUAGCAAUUACUACUUAAAGUUUGUUUGUGGAAGAACGAAAUUUUAGGCCAGGAGUUCACUUCUAUGAUAUGAUGGCAUUUCUUCAACCAAUUUCUUUUA
Cucumis sativus (cucumber) is the source of this 674-nucleotide messenger RNA. RefSeq names its product 60S ribosomal protein L34. Gene Ontology annotation, biological process: translation; ribosome biogenesis. The coding region runs from base 165 to 527 and encodes 120 amino acids. Gene Ontology annotation, cellular component: ribosome; cytosolic large ribosomal subunit. The transcript has 4 exons. Gene Ontology annotation, molecular function: structural constituent of ribosome. Lineage: Eukaryota; Viridiplantae; Streptophyta; Magnoliopsida; Cucurbitales; Cucurbitaceae. The record is from RefSeq and is a predicted model, not a curated record.